Lineus longissimus is the source of this 639-nucleotide messenger RNA. RefSeq lists its product as uncharacterized. Bases 1 to 639 code for a protein of 212 amino acids. The transcript has a single exon. NCBI's taxonomy places the organism in Eukaryota, Metazoa, Nemertea, Pilidiophora, Heteronemertea, Lineidae. The record is from RefSeq and is a predicted model, not a curated record.
AUGGCACCACAUGAAUACCACACCGACUUUUUCAAUCGGAAAUGUUACUAUAGCUACAACUGUCAGGCUAUGGUAGAUGACAGAUACUGCUUUCGUGAUCUGUGUGUUGGAAUGCCAGGAAGUGUUCAUGAUGCAAAGGUUUUGGCACACUCCGAACUUUUCAAAGAGUUUGAGGAGCGCAAUUACUUGACAGAUGUGUCCGUCGAAGUCAAUGGUACGAAAGUACCACCAGUUAUCCUUGGAGAUCCCGCAUACCCACUUCUCAGUUGGAUAGUGAAACCGUAUCCAGAAACUACGGCAAUAACACAGGAGGAAAAAAACUUUAAUCACCAGUUCAGCAGAAAUAGGAUGGUCGUUGAAAACAGCUUCGGCCGCCUGAAAGGUCGCUGGAGGCGUCUGCUGAAGCGCAUCGAUUUUUAUCAUGAGGAUGUUCCUGAACUCUUUGUUGCGUGCUGUACACUCCACAAUUUGUGCGAGAUGGAGGGGGAUGAUUUCGAUGCCAAAUGGCUGGACAAGGUCAAGGAAAGAAUUGCCGACAUGGAGGUGCCGAUGAGAGCUCUGGCAGUGGCUCAUGCCACUCGAAAUGAAGAUCCCCAUGCUGUACGUAACACCUUGAAGAACUACUACAUCGAAGAGUAA